Messenger RNA from Lodderomyces jiufengensis, 846 nucleotides. RefSeq lists its product as uncharacterized. The coding region runs from base 1 to 846 and encodes 281 amino acids. The record is from RefSeq and is a predicted model, not a curated record. NCBI's taxonomy places the organism in Eukaryota, Fungi, Ascomycota, Pichiomycetes, Serinales, Debaryomycetaceae. The transcript has a single exon.
AUGAAAUUUUCAACUUUAUCAUCAAUUAUUUCAAUUGCUUCAUUAGCUUCAGCUCAUUGGGCAAACACCACCGUUGCUGGUGAAUCAACAGAUAUAGCUACAACAACAAUAACUAUAACAUCAUGUAGUGCAGGUCAUUGUACACCAAUUUCAACUUUAAUUACAGGUUUAACCACCGUUACUGAAAUUGAUACUACCUACACAACUUAUUGUCCAUUAUCAACUACUGAAGAAGGUGUUUCAACUACAGAAAUCACAAGUUAUGCUGGUGGUACUACUUAUGUUCAUACUUCAGGUUAUACCGUUAUUACAGAAGGUGAAACAAUCUACACUACUUACUGUCCAUUAACAACUGUUCCAACCACUAUUGUUGAAUCUACUUCAUGGGAAGGUGAAACUCCAAUUAUCAGCACAAUUACUACAGGAUGGACUGUUAUUUCAGAAGGUGAAACAAUUUACACUACUUACUGUCCAUUAACAACUGUUCCAACCACUAUUGUUGAAUCUACUUCAUGGGAAGGUGAAACUCCAAUUGUUUCAACUAUAACUACUGGUUGGACCGUCGUCACUACCUCAGCAAAAUCUACUUCAUACUUCCCAUAUACUAAAUCUACUGCUCCAACUCCUGCUCCACCAGCUCCAACCACUACAGCUCCAGGUGGUACAGCUCCAGCUCCAGCUCCAGCUCCAACUACAGUUGCGGCUGAAUCAGCAUCAUUGACUACAGUUGCUGCUCAAUCUUCAGCUCCAUCCGGUGCUGUUUCUGUGUUAGAGGGUAAAGCUAAUAAUAUUGCUGUUUCUACUGGAUUAGUUGGAUUAUUAGCAUUUGUUAUUUCAUUAUUUUAA